Messenger RNA from Schistocerca cancellata (South American locust), 7057 nucleotides. It is a transcript of the gene DNApol-zeta, whose product is annotated as DNA polymerase zeta catalytic subunit. Gene Ontology annotation, cellular component: nucleus; zeta DNA polymerase complex. Gene Ontology annotation, biological process: error-prone translesion synthesis; double-strand break repair via homologous recombination. The coding region runs from base 199 to 6588 and encodes 2129 amino acids. NCBI's taxonomy places the organism in Eukaryota, Metazoa, Arthropoda, Insecta, Orthoptera, Acrididae. The record is from RefSeq and is a predicted model, not a curated record. The transcript is spliced from 29 exons. Gene Ontology annotation, molecular function: DNA-directed DNA polymerase activity; DNA binding; nucleotide binding.
AGUCGUGAAACGAAGUUACGUGACAGUGCACAUUUUAAUAUAUGGGUUCUAUAUUGAGAAACCGAUAACUUUCGGAUGUGUGACAAACAGUAUCAUGUGUUGGGUCAGAAGAAUACAGUGAUUGUAAGACAGUAGAGAAAAGUGCGCAUGGACCUGUUCAACAUUGUAUGCAAUUCGUCCCUGUCUUAAGAUUUCAAAAUGUUUUCAGUUAAUCUUGUGGUAGCAGACUAUUACAUGCAUCAACCCAUUCCUGGGCUGGAUUUAGAAUAUUCAGAAUUCAGGGGCUAUGCAAUAAAAGAAGUACCAAUUUUAAGAAUAUUUGGAUCAACAAAAAAGGGACACAAGACCUGUUUGCAUGUGCAUGGUGUAUUUCCAUACAUUUAUAUACCAUAUGAUGGAACAGAGACAUGUGGGAAGGAGAUGUAUAAGAUAGCUACAAGUUUAGACAAAUUAAUAAAUGCUUCUCUUGGCCAUGCAAAUUCUGUCUCUCAACAUGUGUAUAAUAUACAUCUAGUGUCAGGCAUACCCUUCUAUGGAUACCACACAAAAGAGAGCCAGUAUUUAAAAAUUUACUUCUAUAACCCAAAUAUAAUCAGAAAAGCUGUAGAACUACUCCAGAAUGGAGCUGUCCUUAAUAAAAUUUUCCAACCACAUGAGGCACAUAUUCCAUUCAUCCUGCAGUUUAUGAUUGAUUACAAACUGCAUGGAAUGAGUUUUGUAUCUGUGUCACAGGUGAAAUUCAGAAGAGACUCAUCACUGGAUGUACCUGUACGAGAAGAGGAUUGGUUACAAGAAAAUAUCAAGAAGCUAAGUACAUGCAGAAUUGAAGGAGAUAUACAAGGCUGUCACAUCAUUGCUCCCAGUCAGAGUGCAGACCAGCGAUCCAUCAAUCCUGGACUAAAUGCCAUUUGGGAAGAAGAGAAACAAAGGCGAAGAGAUGAAAACAAACCAUCACAAAUGACUCCGCAGUCAUCUCAGACUCGUCCAGAAUGGUUUCCAACAGAAAGUGAAGUCUUUUACAAGGAAAAAUUGAAGGAAAAAUUGGCUCAAUUUUUCUCUCAGACUGACAAUGAAAAAGAGGAAUCUGGAAAAACACUUGAAGAAAAAACCUAUGUUUACCCUGCAGAAACACCUGAUGGUUUGAACCUACUGAAUGCAUCAUUCAUUGUAAACCAUACAGACCCAUCUUUAUUGCCAGCAAAUACUGGAGUCUUGAUACAUGGCAGUCAAGGAAGGCCUUCUCCCAACAGUACUAACAUUUUUAAAGAUGCCAUGUUAGUCAAUAUGCCUUCAUCUGGCAGUGCUGAAUCUACCAGCACAUCAGAUAUUUUGUUGUCAUCUCAAGACAUAGAUUUGGCUGUGCUCUUAGGAGAUCUGGCAGCUGAAAGAAAAGUUGAUGAUGAUAGCAUUCUUGGUUCACAAAAAAUUGAUGAAGAGUCUGAUGGAGAAGAAGAAGAAGAUGAUGAUGUACUUAGUCGAUCAAUGAUGGAGAAAGUUGAAUUUGGAACAGAUGAAGAUACUGGAAUAAAGGCCAGUAAAAGUAGUGUACAGGACUCGAAACCAGAAUUAGAAAAUGAAGGAAUAUUGCUGGAUUAUUCUGCAGUUACAAAGCAAGAGAAAGACAAAAUAAUUGACAAUAACAAAACAGAUUUUAUUUUUGACAACUCUGAUAAUGGAGUGGACAGACUAAAAAUUACUGAGUGUGUGGAGGCAAAAAUGGAUGUUGACUCUAUUAGUAGAGAUGUCAUCCCAGAAUUCACAAAAACAAGUGAAACCUCUAAUAAUGUUGUUUGCACUGCCAAGGAUAAUGACAAGGGUCUGGUAAAGAAGAAUGGGCCCGAAACCCAAAUGAAGCUACGCCCUCGAGCUGCUAGAUCAUCUCAAAAGAUGCAGAAAAUGAAUGAAACAUCUUGUAGUCAUAUUGACAGAAUAAUAAAAAAUCAGAAAGAAAUUGAGAAAAAGAAUAGCCCUCAAACACAUUGUAAACACUGUAAUUUGGGUGGAUCUUGCAGUGGAAGAAGCAGGAAGAAAAAUAGCAACUCACUAUGUCAAGGAAAUAUUAAAAUUAAGCCAUGUUAUGUUAAAUUAGAACCAUUGCAGAAUGUUAUACAAGCUUUGGGAAGCACAAAAACACUGGAAGCACAACUUUCAGGAAAUGUAAAAACAAGUGAUUUAAAUGCUGUUACUUCAGAGAAAUUAUGUAAAUCCAAGAAGAGAAAGUGCAGUAGCAAAAAGUGGAAAGUCCCUUCCCUUGAUGGAAAUAAUGACUCUGACGAUUCUUAUGCUUCAGUUGAAAGUGAUGUUAGUAUGCAAGAAUAUACAGCCACUUGGAAUGAGAAAUAUGUAAAGCAGAUGCAGAAGAAGAAGAAAAGACGACGAAAGAUAAAAGCCUUGAAAGCAUUUCCUACAACAGAUACCAUUGAAGUGCAACAGAAAUCUUUAUCUGUCACUGAUAAAAUGUUUGAAUCUCAAAUUAAAACUAAAAAUGAAAUGUCUUGUACAUCAUCUGUUGUUACAUUAAAGGAAAUGUGUGUAACAGCUAAUGUCAAGUCAUCUGCCAUGGUUACCGAAGAACGUGAUGAUGCUCCUCAGCUCCCAAAGAAAACCAAGGGAAAACAAUGUGAAGAUCAGUCUAGUCCUGGUAAAUCUCAGAAGAGGGGCUCAUAUAAAGCUUUAAAUAUACUUUUGCAGAAAUCUCCAAAGAAGGAAUUUCAUUCCAUAAACCUUCAAAGAACAUCUCAAGAAGUGCAGACAGCUGUAGAUCACUGUGAAAGUAAAAAUAAUAUUUCAUACAUAAACAAAAACAAAAUGGCAAUUGAUGCACCUGAAGACUCAUCAAAUGCUGCUGGAAAUAUUUUAUGGUUGAACUGUGACUCAAAACAGAAAGAAAAAGUCAAAGAUGCCACUACAGCUGGAAAGUCAGAAGAUGAAUGCAAGAAGCAGUACUAUAUUACCACUGGCAAUGAACGUUCUGGGGCUGGUGUGGUUUCAGUUGCAGUAAGUGAUCAGGAGACUUCAGAUAAUAUAAUGCAUGCGGAGGAAGAUGACAAGAUGUCAGUAUACAGUUGGAAGUUAUCACUUACAGAUGACUCAAAUUGUUCAUUGUCAUCAGAAAAAUUGCCUGAACUUCCGGACAGCAAUUGCUCAGGUAUUCACAGUUUUUACGAAACUACAUUCUUGAGUGAUACCGAAGCUUUGGAUGAAAAUUAUGAUUUGCAAGUGGACAAAAGUGUGCCGUAUCUCAACAUCAACCCUGACAGAGAAGAUGAAACUGAACUGCCUUCAAGUGGGGAGGCAGAACAACCUCUAAAUGCUGAACCUGAUGUAAAGUUAAACAGGUACAAAAGUGGAGAGGCUUCACCAGAUGAGGAUUUUUCUUCACAACCAACUAAAAGAGAGAAAACUGAUGUGAAGUCAACUGUUUUUAAGAAUGCCACAGGUUCACAAAUGGGAACUGUGACCUCAAGAAGAGGAAUUCGGAGAAGGUUGUAUGAUAAAAUGGAAAAUCAGCCAAUUUCCGAUUCAGCUCACACUAGUGUGAAAAGUACAGGCAUUGAAAUCCUUCCUACUAUUGCAGAAAAUGCUGAGUGUGAAGAAUUUGCUUCUAAUAUUGGAAUAUGUAGAAAAGAGAUGCCUCAGAAUCCUUCUGAAUGUAGAAGGCUUUCCUCUGAUGGGUCAUUGAUCUCAUGUUCACCAUUGCAGUUAAGUGCUAUUGUUGAAAGCCCAACACAGGAGAAAAUACCGUCACUUGUAAAUCCUGAAAAUACAAUGUCUCCAGAUGAAGUAACACUUACACAGCUACUGCAACACUCAACAGCAAAAAGGAAAUUCUGGAGGCAAAGCAGUAGAAAUUCUGAACGUCCCAAUGUUCGACGACAGAAUAGUGAAAGUCCUUCACUCCACAGAAUGCUGCUAGAGACUUCAAUUGGUACACAAGAAGUAUCACCAAAACUGUCAUCAGAAACUAGAUCACCAGGACAGAUUGUCGGUAUAACCCCAAGCAGCUCUUGUGGUUUUGAAAUGACCUAUGCAAACUUACAAGAUGUACGAGCAGUGGCACAGUGUGACAACCUUACACUGAUUGCAAUGGAAGUACAUAUUACAACCAGAGGGGAUUUGAAACCAGAUCCAACUACUGAUCCAAUAGAAGCAGUCUUUUACACUGUAGUUUAUAGUGACUGUGAUGGAUCUAAUGAAGGAAGCAGUCAGCAACAAAAACAAGGGAUUAUUGCUGUGAAUAAAUUUCCUGUGGAUUCAGAGAGUGAAACAUUCAGAAGUCAUCUUUUCAAAUCAACAGCUGUUAAUUGUAGUGCCUGCAUUGUGUCAAAUGAGAAAAUCCUUCUGCAGGAACUUAUAACCUUGGUGAAAACAUGGGAUCCAGACAUUUUGGCAGGAUAUGAGGUAGAAAUGUUGUCUUGGGGUUAUGUGUUCAAACGAGCAUUUACACUUGAGAUGAACUUAUGCCCAGAAAUCUCACGUGUACCAACUGCAGUCAAGGAGAGUAAACUGAGGGACAAUGACACAGAUGGGGAUAUGGUUGAAUUUUCAGCUGAGAUAAAGAUCGUUGGUCGUAUUGUCUUGAAUAUAUGGAGACUAUUUAGGCACGAGGUUUCUGUGAUGAGCUACUCGUUUGAAAACAUGAUGUACCAUAUUUUGCACCAGAGAAUCCCGUACCACUCAUUUAAGGAUCUGACACUAUGGUGGAAUCACAGGACACACAUUUACCGGUGGAUGACAGUAGAACAUUAUGUGACCAGAGUCAGUGGUAUAGUAAAAAUGCUGGAUCAGCUUGAUCUCAUUGGUCGGACAUGUGAGCUGGCAAGAUUGUUUGGGAUACAGUUUUAUGAAGUUCUUUCUCGAGGCUCGCAGUUUAGAGUCGAGUCUAUGAUGUUGCGUUUGGCAAAACCAUACAACUUUGUACCAGUCUCCCCGAGUGUUCAACAAAGAGCAAAAAUGAGAGCACCUGAAUGUUUACCUCUUAUUAUGGAGCCCAUGUCAAGGUUCUACACAGACCCUGUUAUAGUGUUGGACUUUCAAAGCUUAUACCCAUCAAUGAUGAUUGCAUACAAUUACUGUUUCUCUACAUGCUUGGGGAGGAUUGAAGAACUUGGACAGACUGGACCAUUCAGAUUUGGGUGCACAAAAUUAAGAGUUAAUCCACAUCUCUUGAAAAGUUUAGAGAAGGAUAUAAACGUGUCUCCCUCUGGUAUUGCAUUUGUUAAGGAGAAUAUCCGCAAAGGCAUUCUACCUCGUAUGCUGGAGGAAAUACUGGAAACAAGAUUAAUGGUGAAAAAGUCUAUGAAGGAUAAUGCAACCAACAGAGUACUGCAAAGAGUGCUACAUUCAAGACAACUUGGACUUAAACUGAUAGCAAAUGUCACUUAUGGUUAUACUUCAGCCAACUUCUCUGGCAGGAUGCCAUGCAUAGAGGUUGGUGACAGUGUGGUGAGCAAGGGAAGAGAGACCUUAGAAAGAGCUAUAAAACUGGUUGAAGCCAGAGAAGAAUGGAAUGUGAAGGUUGUUUAUGGAGAUACAGACUCGUUGUUCGUACUGGUACCAGGAAGAACUAGACAGGAGGCUUUUAAAAUUGGAUCAGAAAUAGCAAAAGCUGUUACAAUGGACAAUCCGAAGCCAGUGAAAUUAAAAUUGGAGAAAGUAUAUCAGCCAUGUAUUUUACAGACAAAGAAACGCUAUGUUGGAUAUAUGUACGAAUCUCCUGACCAAGAAGUACCUGUUUACGAUGCAAAGGGCAUUGAGACAGUGCGUAGGGAUGGCUGUCCAAUUGUUGCAAAGGUACUGAAGCAGUCACUCUGUAUUCUGUUUGAGAGUCAUGACACAAAUAUGGUGAAGCGAUACGUAGAGCGACAGUUCACUAAGCUCUUGCAAGGCCGUUUUAAUCUCCAAGACAUGAUAUUUGCACGUGAAUACAGGGGCAUAAGUGGUUAUCGGCCAGGUGCAUGUGUUCCAGCUUUGGAGCUUGUAAGAUCCUGGUUAAAGACAGAUAAAUGUGCUGAACCAAGGGUUGGUGAGAGAGUGCCUUAUGUCAUUGUCAAUGGUCCUCCAGGCUUACCACUGAUACGGCUUGUUAGGUCUCCUUAUUCAGUGCUUAAUGAUCCUGGAGAGAAAGUCAAUGUGGUGUAUUACAUAACUCGUGUUAUUAUACCUCCUCUUGACAGAUGUUUUUCGCUUCUUGAAACUGAUAUUGAAUCAUGGUAUAGUACAAUGCCGAGGAAAUGUAGUGUUUACCUUCCAACAAAAAUGUCUGACAUAAGCAAAAAGAGCACCAUUUCCCAAUAUUUUUCUACUGUCAACUGUGCUGUUUGUGAUGAAGACACACAAACUGGACUUUGCUCAAAGUGCCAGAAACAGCCUCAAACAUCUGCUCUAGUUCUGGCUGAUAAAAUUAGAGUCUGGGAAAGGAAUAGUUACGCAGUUAAUCAGAUUUGUCAAUCAUGUUGUGGACACCGUGGCCCCGUAUCUUGCUUAUCUCUGGAUUGUCCAGUCUUAUUUAGGAGGUAUAGAGCUGCAAGAGACCUUGGUCAAGUGCCUUAUGUGCAUCAACUACAAGAAAAAUUUUUUUCAUUUUAAGCAGUCUUAAGAGCAGACACAAUUUUUGUAUAUCAGUGCCUGAUAGUUAUUUACCUUGUGAUAAGAAAUCAAAUUCACACAUGAAAGUGAAAAUAAUGAGCUUUAUAGUUGUAUGUUGCAUCAGUACUAAUCUAAACUCUUGUCUCUGGGAAUUAUUGUUCUCCUCUCCUGUCUCGUUCUCACUGCUUUUGAUCUCUUGAUUUUUAAAACUUUUGCUGUGCACUGUUAUCUUCUUUAUCUAUUGCUCCCAUUUCUUUCAUUCUUUCUUUGCUUCCCCCGCUUUUUAAGUGCUAUUCUUUGUGUUUUAUUCUUUACCUUUUUACCAUUUUCAGAUUAUUUUUAUCUCUCUCUCUCUCUCUCUCUCUCUCUCUCUGUGUGUGUGUGUGUGUGUGUGUGUGUUUUCUAUCAGUUGAGUGAGAUAUGGUAUCUCUUGUUGCAUAGUUUUACAUCAAGUAUUGGCUGUGAUAAU